UCCUGUACUCUCUUCUCUUCCCUCCCUCUCGAUACCCCCGCCUCCGACCUUCGCCGCUGCCGGAAUCGCGGCUUGCACCGGCCCGUCCUCUGAGAAGUGGAGAGGGGGGCGCGGCCAUGGAGACCCUCGUGCGCCCCGGGGCCAGCAAACCCCCCACCGGGAAAAGAAUGAAAGCUCGUGCUCCCCCUCCACCAAAUCAACCUUCUGCAGCAAGUAGACUUCACAGUGAGGCCAAGUCACCUGCAGAGACAGCUGUAAUUUCUGAUCAGAACCUUGUGAGCAUGAAGGAGAACAUGAUAAACAGACUGGUGGACUUCACAGUCAUUUUACCCAGUGGGGUAGAGCAGAAGUGCACAGUGCAAGGAAGUAAAGCUGUGAUGGAUGUAUUGGUUGAUUUAUGCAGCCAGUAUCACUUAAAUCCAUCUCAACAUAGUCUUGAACUGAAGUCUUCAGGAACUCAACAAGUUCUGAGUUACAAGCCAAACACUUUGAUAGGAGCACUGGAUGUACAGACAGUACUUCUGAAAGAGAAGAUUCCAGAAGAGAAGGCAAAGCGCCCUCUGCCAAGGGUCCCUGAGAAAUCUGUGAGGCUGGUAGUGAACUACCUGAAGACACAGAAGGCUGUGGUUCGAGUUAGUCCAGAGGUGCCUCUCCACAACAUCAUCCCAGCUAUUUGUGAGAAGUGUGAAGUCAGUCAAGAGCACAUUGUUCUUCUGCGGGACGGCAUAACUGGGGAAGAGCUGGAGCUUACCAAGUCCUUGGAGGAGCUAGGGAUAAAGGAGCUGUAUGCCUGGGACAGAAAAAAAGUUCCUCCAUCAAAAACUCAGUCUGAACCUUCUCUGAACUAUAGAGAACCAAAUCGAAAGGCUUCAGUAAGCAGUGAUGCAAUAGAGAAAGAAAAGGCAAGACUUUUGGGAUUGUUUAAUGCUGAUAGAAGAAGCAGCAAGGGUUUUUCCACAGCACCAAAUUCCCCUUCGGUGAAUUCUCGCUCCAGCAGCCUGGGUUCAUCACUGUCCCUUGGUAACAUCUCUGGAAUGACAGCAAACCCAGAAGUGAAAAAGCGCAGAGCACCUCCUCCACCAGUUGCAACACCAGUAUUGCCGAACACGAAUGCGGAGGUGAGGGGACAAGAGAGGACAGCAGCACAGCUAUCACAAGGAGCAUCCCUGAAUGAUUUAAGGAAAAAGAAGAGGCGUGCCCCUCUUCCACCAGCUGCGUCUGCUCCACCCACUCCUGCCAUGCCAAACAGGACAGAAGACAGGGAAGACAAGAGGAAGAGCACAAUGGGUGAUGGACGGCAGGUGCCACAAAAGCCUCCUAGGGGCACCACUCGUGGUCCCCCCCAGUUAGUGAUCCCCCCACCCCCACCUUACCCUCCUCCUGGCAGUGACAUUGUGGAUCCAACAGUGUGUUACAGAGAAGCAGAUGUUACAGCACCAACAGAGCUGGUACCUAAACAGAGCCUGCUGUCUACACAUGAUAAUGUUUAUGUAGUGGAUGACACAGUUCUGGAGCUAUCGGAGGUGGAAGAAACGGCAUCAGAAAGCAGCUGCUUUGCAUCAGAGGACACCACUGAGGACUCGGGUGUUGUGAGCUCCCCGUCGGACAUUGUAUCUCUGGAUUCACAAAAUGACAGUAUGAAGUUGAGAGACAUCAAGGUGUUCAAUGGCUACAUGGACCCAGCUGAGGCAGGUGCAGUGUGUGGCACAGAGACGGGCCCCGUGCAGAACGCUUACUGCAGCAGCGUGGGACCUGACAGUGCUCCACUGAGCAGGCAAGAUGAAGCAACAGCUUUGGCUAAGCAUGUGAAUGAAGAUACAAUCAUUGCAGCACAGCUCCAGCAGACUUUGGCUGACCUGGAUGAAGAUUUAGAAGUGGAUGGUGUCAGUAACUCUGACUCUGACUACACCAGUGAAGCCUUCAACCCACAUAUAAGAAAAGUUGAAGCCACCCAAGAUGUUUCGAUUUCUGUUCCAGUAACAAUCAUAGAUGAUGCUCCAGAAGUUAGCACCUCUAACGCAUAUGAAAACCAAGAGAUGAGGAUUAAGGUUUCACAGAAUAUCUCAGCUGACUUUGUUAAUGCAAGAAACUUCACAAAUAAAAACAAUAAUGCAGGUUCCUUUGAUAAGGGACACACAGAUGGUGGAGCUGUAUGCAAGGACCUAAUAUAUCAGCAACAAUCUGAAAAUGAAUUCAUUCCCUUGCCUGUGGAACAGAGGAGAGAUAUGUUUGAAUCUCUCACAUCUUCCUUUGAAAAAAGGAAUGAAAAGAACUUAAGACUGGAUCCCUCUCCUAAAAAUGGUGUGAAGUCUGAGGAAUGUAAAUCCAAGCUGAGUCCAUCUCGCUCCAAAGCCACGGCUGAAAUCAGUACCGCAAAAGAGAAGCUAAAUCCAGUUAAUGAAUGUAGUAGCAGGGAGAGAUCUCUGAAAAAAAGUAAAUCAGAGUUAGAAAUCAAAUGGCCACCAGCAAAAAAAACGGAAGUAGAAGUCACAUCAACACCCACAUGGUGUCAUCGUGCCCAGAAUUCAGGAUCAACCUAUGAACCUAAAAUGGGUUUGACAACAUUUAAAGUUGUUCCUCCCAAACCUGAAGUAAGACAUUUUGAUAGAGGAGUUUCAGUCUCCACUGGUGCCAUUAAGAUAGAUGAACUGGGUAAUCUUAUAGGCCCAAACACCAGUGUUAGUAAGCAUGUACAAGGUUUUUCUUCUGAUGAAAGUGAGGAAAUUCAUAUUGGGAGAGUGAAGGCAUUCUGGAGGUCAAGUUCUAUGGAAAAGCAAAGUGAUGACUCUGCUGAGCAUUUUCCUAAAAAGUCAGCAGUCACCACAAACUCUAAGCCCUUUAAUAUAAAACAUGAACACAAACCUGUCUGUCUUUCAGCUCCAAAACCUGCAGCACCACAAACUGUUACUACCCAGGUAGCUGAAAGACAAUCUGAGAAUGAAAGGACCAAACCAGCUCUUUCAGUUACACAGUCCCAGGUAACACCAUUAGCAGCCCCAGCCGUUUGUAAGGACAAGCUGGAACUCCCGUUCGUAAAGCCACAAAGGAGAACUUCAAGUCAGUAUGUUGCCUCUGCUAUUGCAAGACACAUCAAUGCAACUACCUUUAAAGCUGACCCUAUGGAAUAUAACGAGAAAGAUGAAAACAAGCAAGGGACAGGAGAGGUUAAGAAUGAAGCAGAAGUUUCACCAAAAAGAUGUAUUAUUGUGGCCAAAUAUAGCCCUGUGGAAACAGAAUCAGCAGAAACAAGAGAAAACAUUUCAAGUAUUUUUGCUUGUAGUCAGAAAGCAUCCCACAGGUUUACACCUGGUGAUAAUUCUGGCAUGGAAAACAAAGUAGUUAAUAUCAGGGCAUCAAAUCAAGCAACUUCUGUGAGUUUCUAUAAAAAGAAUGCCAGUGUCCCACUUACUAAAUCCUCUUCAAAGGGUAACAACAGUGCAGAAGAUGAUCAUGGUUUAAACAGCAAACAAAGUGUAGCAGAGAAAAAGACUGUGUUUGACCAGAAGUGUGAGACUUUGACCCACACUAACUCAGCCUCAUCCCUCAAGUCUCCUGAUCUCCAAGGAGUCCCAUCCUCUUUCAGCUCGCCUUUACGAGUCACUAAAUGGCGUCCCGCUAAUGGUGUACAAGUUAGUUCACUUAAAGCUUCUCCUGAGCUAAAUGGUGCAGCAGCAAAUGCAGAGUCAGAACAGGAGGAGAAACCUGAUGAUUCAGAUGUUAAUACUGUUGGAGACCUGGAUGUUAAUGUGCAGACCAAUAUUUUUGGACCAAAGAAGAAGUUCAAACCUGUCAUCCAAAAGCCAGUUCCAAAAGACACAUCAUUGCACAGUGCCCUAAUGGAAGCCAUUCAAACAGGAGGGGGAAAGGAGAAACUCAGAAAGGUUUCAAACGGUGCACUAAAUGGCAAUCAUAGGAAACCUUCACACACUGAGCCAGAGAAUGAGCGUUCAGCCCUACUAGCAGCAAUUAGGGGCCACAGUGGCACCUCAAAGCUAAAAAAGAUCUCCUCAUUGGCCUCCCAAGAGCUGCAGCAUUUUAGGGACGCAGAACGGUCCUUGCAGAAGGCAGAAGACCUUCAGGAAGAGCAGCUGUGUAUUCCACCUGCCCCUGCCCAGCCACCACCACCACCUCCCAUUCAGCUGUCAGCAGCAGCUCCUAAAUCCUCUGCCACAGCCUCAGGUAAUCCAAUGGAGGCAAGGCAAGCCCUAUUGGAGGCCAUUCGCUCUGGUGCCGGAGCAGCAAAGUUAAGAAAGGUCCCUCUGCUCGUUUGAAUCAUGUAAAAAGAAUAGGUAACUGGAAAAUCUAACCCUGUAUGCACCCAUAAUCAUCAUUCAAAGUCUGAAGUGGCAAAAAAACAUCAAGAAGUUUAGUUUAUUCUCUUGACUACAAGCCAAAAUAAGUUGUAGUUAAUUUUCUGUGUGUUCCUGCAUAAUGGUUCUAAGGGGAAAAUAUGUUGCUCUGCUGUAAAGCUUCUGUGCCAAGGAAUUGUGUUUUGCCUCUGAAUAUUUAAGGUUGCCAAUAAACUAUUCUUGUUGGCAGGUUAAUAAGAAUAUAAACACUGUGCAGUCCCGUGUUAAUACUUAAUUGUGUUUAUGGGCAAAACUAAAAACUUUGCUAGCUAUCUGAAAAGUAAUUCUCAUUUCCAGCUGUUAAAAAUAUGUAAGUGUUUCAAACUAUUCACUUGCUUCUUUUUUGAUUUCAAGAAGGGCUGUAAACAAUUAGGGUGAAAACCAGAGUAAAGAUCUAUAAAAAACAAUCACAAGAAAAAAGUUAGGAUACCUAAAUUGUCAUGUGCUGGGGUCACUGGUUUUUAAAAUUAAAUUAACUUUGUAUCUCUGCUGGAGCUCUGAGAAAGCAGGCAAUCAAUAAUGAAUGUGAGACAGUGUCUGUUGAAAAGUUACUUAUGGGGUAUGACGUAUAGAAUGCUAAUGUGCACAGAUAUGCUGAACCCUGGUAACAAACAAGGAACUUUAAAAAUAUUGAGCCACCUUAAAGGAUCUCUAUUUGCAACAGACUGUGAAGAUUAUAAAUAUGAUUCAGAGUAUAGAGGUCCAAGAUGUAGAAUUCAUUCUGCACUGUAAAAUGAAGUGGAGCUGGUUUAUGUCAGUAAUCAGGACUUUUGUGGUCUAUUGUUCAGGGCAUGCAUAAGUUGGCCCUUGGUUUCUAAUGUGUAUGGCUGUUGUAUGUUGUCUCACAAGUAUUUAUAGCAGCAUUUUUUUCAAAUGUUAACUACUUUGGUAGUUGUUGUUGUACAUAUUUUGAAAAUAUUUCGUUAAAUUGAUUAACUUAAAAAGGACAAAUGAAAAUGCUUUUUCACAUUUCCUAUAUUGUAAUGAAACUGAAGAAGAACUUUGUACAUUUACAUUUUUAUAAUCACAGGCUACAAUGGUGGCAGAUUUUUUCUUUAAGCUGGAAUUUAAAAUGUAUAGCUAUGGACUGUUGAAAGCACGAGAAUAUUUAGCCAUCUGCAUUUAAUGUGACUAUAUAUUAUAUAUUAUAAAAUAUUGAUGUCUGUUAGUGCCACAAAUAAAAACAAAAUCAAAAUCUGA
Molecule: messenger RNA, 5549 nt
Organism: Vidua chalybeata
Lineage: Eukaryota; Metazoa; Chordata; Aves; Passeriformes; Viduidae
Gene: COBL
Product: cordon-bleu WH2 repeat protein
Exons: 15
Coding region: 117-4271 (1384 amino acids)
Biological process (GO): actin filament polymerization; actin filament network formation
Cellular component (GO): plasma membrane; dendritic growth cone; ruffle
Molecular function (GO): actin monomer binding
Source: RefSeq, a predicted model, not a curated record